GACAAAAAGAGUAUAUGAUAUCUGAAGAUUUAUAUUUUGAUACUAUAGAUGAUUAUUUUAUAGAGAAUAUAGUUGAUGAACCACAAGCGAUAUUAAAAGCUAUUUUACAUGACAAUGAUAUAUCAAACAUUAAAAAAAUGUAG
This is a messenger RNA of Racocetra persica, 143 nucleotides long. Lineage: Eukaryota; Fungi; Glomeromycota; Glomeromycetes; Diversisporales; Gigasporaceae. The record is from the annotation of a GenBank genome assembly.